CUUUUUGCUUUGACAUCAGCUGUUCUGCCCACAGAGCAGAGGCAUCCUGCUGGAGGAGACGGAAAGGCGCACAUCCGCGGUGAGAUGUUGCUUUUAUUAAUUGUCGCGGGCCUCGGAGUGGUGACGCUACUGGUGAUUUUAUUUGCACCACACAUAAGAAAGUAUGCGGCAGGAGGAGUGUGCAGCUCCACAGCUAGUCUGGAAGGCAAGGUGGCCCUCAUCACCGGGGCCAACACGGGGAUCGGGAAGGAGACCGCCCUGGAGCUGGCAGUGCGAGGGGCGCGGGUGAUCAUGGCGUGCCGAAAUGUGGACAAAGGAGAGGAGGCCGCGGACAGUAUACGAGCCGCGUACCCCGAGGCGCAGGUGGAGGUUCGGGAGCUGGACCUGGCGGACACCUGCUCCAUACGAGCCUUCGCUCAGAAGUUUCUAGCCGAGGUCAACCAUCUUCACAUCCUCAUCAACAACGCCGGCGUGAUGAUGUGCCCUUACACGAAAACCAUUGACGGCUUUGAGAUGCACAUUGGAGUCAAUCACUUAGGGCACUUACUGCUGACCUCCCUCCUGAUCGGGCUGCUGAAGCGCAGUGCGCCGGCCCGGAUCGUGGUGGUCUCGUCUCUGGCUCACAACUUCGGCUGGAUCCGUUUUCACGACCUCCACAGCCAGGGGAGCUACAACAGUGGGCUGGCAUACUGCCAGAGCAAACUGGCAAACGUGCUCUUUACCAGAGAGUGUGCGCGUAAACUCAGAGGGACCGGCGUGACGGUGAACUCGGUCCAUCCCGGGACGGUGAACUCUGACCUGACCAGACACUCGACUCUCAUGACGAUAUUUUUCACCGUCUUCUCCACGUUCCUAAAAACCCCGCGGGAAGGAGCACAGACCAGCAUCUACUGCGCUGUGGCAGACGAACUGCACUCAAUCUCUGGGAAACACUUCAGUGACUGCGCCCCUGCCUUUGUAGCCCCCCAGGGAAGAAGCGAGGACACAGCGAGGAGACUGUGGGUUGCCAGCUGUGAGCUUCUUGGUAUCGAGUGGGACUGAUUCAACUUUUAACCACCAUUCAUCUCAGUUGUCAAAGGGGGUCCUUCGUCUUCCUUUGAUCAUUCAUUUCAUUAUGGUUUUGAUGUUCUGUACUUUGAACGUUUCUUACCUAAUAAGCAGUCAGGUAAUACUGUAACAGGUACUAUAAGGUGAAGUUGCUUUUUUGUGUAAUAAUGCAGUAAUUACAUUACAAUAACCUUGAGUAUUUGGUGCUCCUCAAACCAAAAUCCACUGUAUUAUGUAACCACAAAUAACUUUUGACUAUUUUUGUGACACAAUGUGAAUACAGUGUAGGCAAAAAAGCAACUUGAUGUAUCGUAAUGCUGUAGGAAACUGAGGGGUCAAGCCAGGGUAAAUGACCAGCAUCUUUAUCGAAUAUCACGUUCUUUUGAUCUCUCCAGAAUUUGCAGUUAAAUUGGUUGACUUUUGUGCCAGCAUUUCUAAACAACUGCAGGGGUUAUUAUAGCGUUUCCAUGUUGAUACAAAAUUAGUAAACUAUCAAAAUAUCAGCAUCUGUCUGAGCCACGUUUACCGCUUCAAUUGCAUAAAUGUAUUUUGUGAUAAUUGUAGUCAGUCUAGGUUAUAAGGAGGGUUUUCUAUAUGAACCAAAUCCCACUUAGAAUCAUGUCACUGGCAGAGUUCAUCCCAGGAUUUGCAUUGCCAAAAAUUGCAUUCUACAGGAACUACAGUUUUGCAUUUUUAAGGAUCUCCCUAGUCAUGUUUCCUUCUCAGCAUUCACAUGCAAGGUUGCCAAGAGUUUACAUUCUGUGUUUUAUACAAGUGAAACAUGCCUUUUACUACGCUUACAUUCAUGUUAAGAGUUGAAUGUUUACAUUUGAUGUAAAUAAACAGAUUACUAUA
This is a messenger RNA of Pungitius pungitius (ninespine stickleback), 1902 nucleotides long. It is a transcript of the gene rdh12, whose product is annotated as retinol dehydrogenase 12. The record is from RefSeq and is a predicted model, not a curated record. Lineage: Eukaryota; Metazoa; Chordata; Actinopteri; Perciformes; Gasterosteidae. Bases 85 to 1041 code for a protein of 318 amino acids. The transcript has 7 exons.